This is a messenger RNA of Letharia columbiana, 252 nucleotides long. RefSeq lists its product as uncharacterized. NCBI's taxonomy places the organism in Eukaryota, Fungi, Ascomycota, Lecanoromycetes, Lecanorales, Parmeliaceae. The transcript has a single exon. Bases 1 to 252 code for a protein of 83 amino acids. The record is from RefSeq and is a predicted model, not a curated record.
AUGUGGUUGAAAGCGAGGAGAAAGCGCGACAUCCAUGAGAAACCUUCAGAUCCAGAGGUGAAAGUCGCGAAGUUUUUGAAAGAAUCUGUAAUACGAGGCUCUCAUGAAUACUAUAAGGGAAUAUUCAUAACACUUUGUCAGCUAUCUCAUCAAAAGGUGAGAGCGACCAAAUUGGUCAUCCCGACACCUAUAGAUGCCGACAUUGUCCGAACUCCGGCAUCGAUUUCCCGACCUGAUUAUCACUUCCUGUAA